UUUAGUGACGAUGGCGUCUCGGGGCUACUCUGAUUUUUGCAGCGACCUGACAACCCGGUGGGAUAGAAAUACUGCAAGAUGCGUGCCGUGCACUUUAAAGCCAGGCUACGAAAUUACCCCAAACUGUGGCUAUGAUGACCACGGAGGGCGACAUGAGCCCCCAAACAGAGUGUGCCAAUCCAAGACUUUCAACACUGGCAGCAGGGCACAUUGUCAGCCGUGUAGCUCUUGUCCGCCCGAGUACACGGUUGCCAGAGCCUGCGACUCAACUUCUGACACCCAGUGCGAAGAACCAAGGGGCCGGCGGACGACCACGCUUGCUGUCGCGAUUCAGAAGACCCGAGAACCCGACUCGUCGCGGAGUGCACCGCCUCUGUCAAAUGCCUUCACUGGAAAUCCAGAGAUAGGUCCUAGUUCUGUUGUAAUAUGGGCAGUUCCACUAGCCGUCCUCAUUUCCAUUGUGCUCGCAUUGCUAUCUGCUUGCUUAAUCUACAUGAGGUGGAAAAGAGCUCACCGAGGUCGGCAGACAAUACUGGUUUACAACAGAAGAUCUUCAUCCACCAGCAAAAGAUUCCUUCCCCUUUUUGCUCCCGACUGCAACAACGAUCUGGAGGACAUUCUCAGUCCUGACAUCCUGUCAGCACCUUUACAGAUAGUGCUGGAAAACCUGGAUGUUCUGGAAGAGUUGGUGAUUUUGUUAGAUCCAGACAGCAACAGAGUGAAGAACACCAAACAUCUGGCAUCCCUCUGCUCCUUCCCCUCCCCCUGGAUCACUUACGCCUACUCUAUGAAGGACAGUAAGAGCCCUCUGAAAGCGGUGCUGGAGGGGGUCACCAGCAGGCAUCCAGACUGGACAGUAUGUCACCUGGCCAAGCUGCUGAGACAGAUGGAGCGCAAUGAUGCAAUCAAUGUUCUCGCCAAGCUCAGAACGAAUCACAUUAUCGCAUAGUAAUCCUUUCCCCUGCGAUUGCUGAAAGCCCUCCCCUGCUGCAAAUGUUUGCCAAUGUGUGAUCACACCAUAAAGAUGAACACUGUAGAUCUUAAUUCGUUAUAGGGAUCUCCAAGUGGGGAAAGGGGGCUCACUGAACUGAUCAGCAGUAACAAAGGGAAAAUGCUGUUCACUGCAGAAGAGUAGAGAGAGAGAGAGCAGCGAUUUUAUGCAUCACAUUCAAUUUAGUGGUCAUUAGGAACUCUACUCGGCUACUGACAACUGGUGUAUGACUUCUGUGGCUCUGGAGGGAACUUUCCAAAGCUUGAAAAAAAAAUGUUGUGACUAGGGUUAUAAUAUGUCGAACAGAAAGCACGUGUUAAAAAUGCGGCCAUGGAUUGCAGUCACUUAUGAGUCAUUUUCUUUCUAUAUCAGCAUUUCCCACCUAUAAAAUGUAGAGCACUGCAUUGUGAGAUUGUUAGGAUAAAGCAGUGUUCAUGCCAUGGACUUUUUUUUGCUGAAUUUUUGAGGGGACUUUAUAGUGGAUAUAUAUUUCACACCCAGAAAGGUAAAAUAUAUAUAACUAUACAGUUAAUAAAGAGGGAGGCAUCUAUCAAGCUAUCACGGGUCUAAUGAAAGACACUAUCAAGUUGUAUUAUGGGAAGUGUAGGAUCCACCUAUACUUGAGACUUAGUCAAUCAACCUUAGUGGUAUCAAUUUUGACCAUGCUUUUCUUAAUUUGUCCCUUAUUAAUCCUUCAACUUUUUGGGAGUGAGCAAUACGAAAUGACACGAGGAAUGGAAAAAUUUACUCUGGAUUGCGACCACGAUUGGGCAACAUCAAGAUGUUCGUACUGACACGUCGCUGAUAGCACAAGGUGAACUGCCAGUGCAAGCUUUUUUUUCCUGUCUCGUUUGUGUGCAUAUUGAGCUGAUGACAUGUCCCCACUUUUCUGCAGUGAACCACGCUUCUAUUUUUUCUUUGUGCAACUAUAAAUUCCAGAGAGCUUUGAUAUUUGAAUCUUUUUAAAAAUAACAUAUACCCACUUUUUUCAUAAACAUAUUGAAAAACAAUAUUGAAUAUUAUUCAACAAAUGCUAAUGUUAAAAAAAGCCUAUUCCAUAAACACUUAUCGGUUCACAUUACUAAUUUUUCUACUCUCAUCUUUUAUAAUAAAAAAAAAAAACUGAGUUUGUUCAAACAUCUUAACAUCUUUAUUAGGCAAAUAACAUUAUAAAUAAAAAAAGUGCAUAGAAAAAUUAAACAGGUUUAGAAAUAUGUAUACAAAUAUUUACAAACUCAGGGAUUAUUUGUACAUGGUAACAAAGACGUAAAUUUAAAGAUCACAUAUUUUCUCAUUUUUAUGUCUUUUACACUUACUUUAAAAUAACCCUACUAUCUAUAUAGAUAUCUAUAUAUAUCUACAUAGAUAUCUAUAUAUCUAUAUGUAUCU
This is a messenger RNA of Xiphias gladius (swordfish), 2380 nucleotides long. RefSeq names its product IGF-like family receptor 1 (gene igflr1). Bases 11 to 949 code for a protein of 312 amino acids. Gene Ontology annotation, molecular function: protein binding. The transcript is spliced from 7 exons. Lineage: Eukaryota; Metazoa; Chordata; Actinopteri; Istiophoriformes; Xiphiidae. The record is from RefSeq and is a predicted model, not a curated record.